Molecule: messenger RNA, 1020 nt
Organism: Seminavis robusta
Lineage: Eukaryota; Bacillariophyta; Bacillariophyceae; Naviculales; Naviculaceae
Source: the annotation of a GenBank genome assembly
AUGGUAUCGUCAUCGUCUACAGCAGGCCCUUCAUCAAGUUCGCGUCGACGAGACGAAGCGCAACAGCAGAGGCGUCAAUCGGCUUCUUCCGCAUCCACCCGUCGUUCUCACCAUCAUAAUCAAAGACGGCAACAUGACGCGUAUUCUGCUUGUGGGAGCCGCCAGGAAGUCGAUUCUUCCUUUGAAGAAGAAUGCAACGACAGCCGCUAUCAUGAUGACGACGCGGAUCCACUGGGAGAUUCUUCUUCUGUGGUAGAAGGACCCAUCUUUCCACCCACUUGCCAGGUAUCUCAACGAAGACGACGCACUGGCGCGGCAAGCGUUUCCACGGCCGGAAUGGUCCCUUCUCGCUUGAUGGAAGCAUUCUCCUGUCUUUGCAUUGGGACUACCAUAGGAGGAGCACCUGCUGAUUAUGUGGAGACACAAGAAGAACAAUUGGCACACCGUCCAGCACAUCAUGGCUAUUACAACCAACGUGAUCGGCAGUAUCAACAUCAAGGAGGAAGGAAAGGGGCAACUAGUACAGCCACCACGCACGUCACUGGACAUCUUUGGCCACAGGUUUCAUCGUCGUCGUCUUCGUCGUCCUCUCAAGCAACUCCACCGCCGGCUAUCCUUCACAGUGGCAGCGGCAGCAGCAGUAGCGAUGGCAGCAGCAGGCAUUACGAGGCACCUUCCGCAAUGUUUGCCUAUCCAGAUGGUAGUACGACCAAGAAACUGGUAGUCCCAACUACGUAUGUUACCGAUCGCAGGACUGGACACUUGGUCAAACGACACACCCAACCACGACGUCAAGGCCAUCAGAAACGUCCAUGCCGCAGUAGUUAUGUCUUUCGACCCGUUACUCUGGCAGAACUACAGCAGAGCAUUGACAUGGCCAACAGUAGGAGUCGCAGUCACAAUAACCAUCAUCACACGAACAGUACGACACGGACCAGGAGCAAUACCACACAGGAGUCUCUCGAUAGCAUCUAUACCGUCCGUUUGCCGGAGGAAGAACCGAGGUACUUUGACCUUUAA